Messenger RNA from Solanum stenotomum, 1463 nucleotides. Its product is annotated as methyl-CpG-binding domain-containing protein 11-like. The record is from RefSeq and is a predicted model, not a curated record. The transcript has 2 exons. Gene Ontology annotation, molecular function: DNA binding. NCBI's taxonomy places the organism in Eukaryota, Viridiplantae, Streptophyta, Magnoliopsida, Solanales, Solanaceae. Bases 62 to 1111 code for a protein of 349 amino acids.
UUUUUUCAUUUUCAGAAAAAUUGAGUUUGGUGGGAGAAGGAAGGAAGAAGAAGAGAGAAAAAUGUCGAGCUCUGUGGAGAUAAAUGAAGUUGUGUCCAUUGAGCUUCCAGCUCCAGAUGGUUGGUUGAAAAGGUUUCUGCCUAAGAAAGGAGGGACGCCAAAGAAAAAUGAGAUCGUAUUUACUGCACCAACAGGGGAGGAGAUAACUACAAAGAAACAGUUGCAGCAGUACCUGAAGUCACACCCUGGUGGUCCGGCAAUCACUGAGUUUGACUGGGGAAGUGGGGAAGCUCCAAGAAGAUCCACAAGGAUCACUGGAAAGGCAAAGACAGCUCCACUUGCAGCAGAAAGUGUGACUCCAACAAAGCGAAGCAGAAAAUCUUCAGCUUCUAAGAAGGAUGUGAAAGACAAAGAAGACCAGGAAGAAACUGAGGCAGCAAAGGAUGUUGACAUGCCAGAAGCUGAAAAACAGGAAAAGGAUGCUGUGGCUGUGGAAGCUAAAAAACAUGAAAAGGAUGAUGUGGCUGUGGAAGCUGAAAAACAUGAAAAGGAUGUUGCGGCUGUGGAAGCUGAAAAGGUGGUCGAACAGAAACAUGACGAGGGAAAAGAUGAAAAUAAGGAUGAAAUGCCUUCAACUGAUGUCGGUGUUGUGAAGGAGAACCAAGCUAAACCGACAAGUCAAGGCCAAACUGAAGAUGGUCCUUCCAAAGAUGAUGUUGUUGAGAAGGAUGUUGAAAUGGCUGAUCAUGCUGCUGAGAAGAAAGAUGAAAUGCAUUCUUCUGCUGUUGAUGUUAUGAAGGAGAACCAAGCUGAAAAAAUGGGUGAAAGCCAAAAAGCAGAAGAUGGUCCUUCUAAAGAGGCUGAAGUUGAGAAAGAUGAUAAAAUGACCGAGUGUGUUGCAGAGAAGAAAGAUGAAACUUCUGAUGUUGAUGCUGUGAAAAGUGAUGACCCAACCGAAGAUGGAAAAGCAGAAGAUGCUCCUGCUGAUGUGUCUGCGGCUAACAAAGAUGUUGGAGAUGCUUUCUUGGUGAAAGAGGUCCCAACUGGGAAAGUAGCAGAUGAAGCUGAAGUAACUGAUAACAGGAUCAAGGCCGAUGAGAUUAACCAUUGAAUAGUGACAUGGAUCCAUUCUCUGCUAUCCUCUUACCCUGCUCUCUUAUUCUCUCUGACCUUUUACCCUUGUUACUUUUCUUUAGUGACUGUAGUGUUGUUGUCAAUGGUAGAUACUCUCGACUGUUCAUGAGAUAUCUGUAUGUAAUAUCGUAGAUUUAGAUCGUUACUUGCAGCCUGGUCCUCUGGAAGAACUUAUAGCUGAAAGAGAUAUAUGUAAACCUUACACCAUAGAUUUAGACCUUCAGUUGGGACAGAACUUGUAACUUGCCGAGAUCCAUGUAGCAUGUUGUGACUGAACUUAGUAACGUAAGUUGUAAUAAGUCCGUGUUAAGUUAAUGUCGAGUCUUAAC